This is a messenger RNA of Durusdinium trenchii, 426 nucleotides long. The record is from the annotation of a GenBank genome assembly. NCBI's taxonomy places the organism in Eukaryota, Dinophyceae, Suessiales, Symbiodiniaceae.
AUGGCGAGUUUCGCGUCACGCGCGUCAUGCGCCAUGCUGCUGUGUGGCCUUGCUGCAGGUGGAGUACUGGAGCAGUGGUUGGAAGAUCUUCAGGUGACGCUGCCCAAGGGCACUGUGCCACCGGUCGAGGCGGAUGUGAAGAUCUUCUUGGCCACGGUGCAUGUGAAAGCCACCUUGGAUUCCUUAGUUUGUGAGGGCUUCCAGGUUGGACAUGUUGAGAGCACACCACAUGCUGCCAAAGAGGGCCUGCAAGUGUCAGUGCAGACCCAGAAGAUCACGGUCUUUUGUGCCGGGGAGGUGGAGUACUCCACCUCCGUGGGCUUGUCCGGCGUCGCCGACGCGCAGCUCCGUUCCGCGGGCGCCGCGGGCGGAGUGGAGCUGUUAGUACCGCCUUGGAGCCUAAGCCAAGAGGCUGCCCCCGAGUAG